This is a messenger RNA of Astyanax mexicanus (Mexican tetra), 1155 nucleotides long. Its product is annotated as carcinoembryonic antigen-related cell adhesion molecule 20. The record is from RefSeq and is a predicted model, not a curated record. The coding region runs from base 97 to 1065 and encodes 322 amino acids. NCBI's taxonomy places the organism in Eukaryota, Metazoa, Chordata, Actinopteri, Characiformes, Acestrorhamphidae. The transcript has 10 exons.
UAGCCCGUCCUUGUUUUACACACACACACACACACCUCAACACCGCAGUGUAUGAAUGUGACUGACCACAAUAGCAUGAAGUAACAUAAACUAACCAUGGACAGAACUUUCCUGACCACCCUGACCCUCGUCCUGCUAACAGGGUCACUGUCUGCUGUUGUCAUCAUCGGUCCGGAGGAUGCUCUGAUUGAGAAUAAAAGCUGGGCUAAUCUCACAUGUGUAGGAAAUAACAUGGACCUCGUCCUCACCGUGGAGUGGAUGAAGAAUGGGCGGAGUCUGUCUCCAUCCGACAGAAUCCAGUUCUCACCAGAUAACACCUCAAUACUGAUCCAACCAGUGAACAGAACAGACAGCGGAGUCUAUGAAUGUACCCUUAACAAGAACAGCAGCGCCACCUACAGCCUCACUGUCAACUAUGGGCCAGACGUAAUGGUUUUGGGUGCGACUCGUCUGGAGGAAGGUUCUGAUAUUGUGUUCCACUGCUGGGCUGAUUCUUACCCCUUGGUCUCCAUAAACUGGACAGUAAAUGAUAAAACUGUUGAAGACCCUCAGCUGAUAUUAAUCCCCAACUGUGAUUCCAGCAACAGUGGAAACUACACCUGCACUGCGUUCAACAACAUCACCGGAAUUACAGGGUCUGCACAGCACUUCCUGACUGUCACAGGUAAACACUCAGGGGGGCUCAGUCCUGGGGCUGCAGCCGGAAUCACAGCAGGUGUUAUUCUGGGAUUAGAAGCUUUGAUUGUGCUCCUGUUUUUCCUCAUAAUGCACUUUAAAAAGUCAUCUGAGCCCAUCUGUACAAUCCCAAAACCAAAGAAAGGCAAGCAGAAGCGCAAAGUGUCCAGGAGCUCCACAGGGCUGGAGUUUAAAAACCCUAACACUACACGAGCCACACCCAAAGCUCGAACUGAAAGUCGUCCAGCUACACCUUUGCCAGCUAUAACUCGUGAAAACAAACCAAAAGAGUCCAUUUAUGAGAACAUCCGUGAGAACCAACGGAUGUCACUUCCUGUUGUAUUGGAUUUUCAGAAUGAAGUGUACUGCACUACUUUACCUGGACGUUAGAAGAUGAGCUUUUGGACCACGAGAACAAGAGAGGAGAAGACUUUCUCUUUCAUUUUGAACAAAAAAUUAAAUCACUGGAAUUUUCUAAAA